Molecule: messenger RNA, 617 nt
Organism: Nannospalax galili (Upper Galilee mountains blind mole rat)
Lineage: Eukaryota; Metazoa; Chordata; Mammalia; Rodentia; Spalacidae
Product: 40S ribosomal protein S8-like
Exons: 3
Coding region: 16-387 (123 amino acids)
Biological process (GO): maturation of SSU-rRNA from tricistronic rRNA transcript (SSU-rRNA, 5.8S rRNA, LSU-rRNA); translation
Cellular component (GO): cytosolic small ribosomal subunit; ribosome
Molecular function (GO): structural constituent of ribosome
Source: RefSeq, a predicted model, not a curated record
CAUAUUUCUUAAAUAAUGCUGUCUGGGGUUGUUCCUAGAGAGCUUGCCAAAUCUCUGGUGAAGGGGAUUGUGGGAGAGUUUAUGGACCAUGGCAGGAUAAAGGCUCAGUGUUUCCUGCUGCCCUCCAUCAGGAGUCUGGGUUGUACUCGAAAAACAAGGAUCAUCGAUGUUGUCUACAAUGCAUCCAAUAAUGAGCUGAUCCGAACGAAGACCCUGGUGAAGAACUGCAUCGUGUUCAUUGACAGCACACCGUACCGACAGUGGUACAAGUCCCACUAUGCACUGCCCCUGGGCCGCAAGAAGGGGGCCAAGCUGACUCCUGAGGAGGAAGAGAUUUUAAACAAAAAGCGAUCAAAAAAAAAAAAAAAUUCAAAAGAAAUACGAUGAAAGGAAAAAGAAUGCCAAAAUCGUCUUCUGGAGGAGCAGUUCCAGCCGGGCAAGCUUUUUGCCUCCAUUGCGUCAAGACAGGGCCAGUGUGGUAGAGCAGAUGGCUAUUAGAGGGCAAGGAGCUGGGGUUCUACCUGAGGAAGCUCAGAGCCCAGAAAGGCAGAUGAAUCAUUUUAACUCCUGUAAUAAAGGUGUUUGUGCUGUGUUUUUUUUUUUUAAGUGCACCAUGC